AUGUCAUCUAUCCUCCGCCAGAUCGUUGCAGGUCCAAGACAACAACAUCCAGAGGCAGGACUGGAUCUUUGCUAUGUGACAAAAAGCUUGAUCGCAACCUCCGGCCCAUCAGGAACAUACCCACAGCGCGCAUACCGCAACCCUCUAGAUGCACUAGUCAACUUCCUGGACACAAAGCAUGGCGCCAAUUGGUGCAUCUGGGAGUUCCGCGCCGAGGGGACAGGAUACCCAGACUCAGAGGUCUACGGGCGCAUCCACCACUUCCCCUGGCCAGACCACCACCCGCCGCCGUUCGCGCUGAUCCCCAAUAUCAUGGGCAGCAUGCGGAACUGGCUGCAGCACCUGGACGAAGAAAACAACAAAGAAAAAGGGGACCGAGUAGCCGUCGUACACUGCAAGGCCGGUAAAGGGCGCAGCGGGACAAUCGCCUGCGCCUACCUAAUCAGCCAGGAAGGGUGGAAGAAGGAAGAUGCACUGCAGCGCUUCACGGACCGGCGAAUGCGUGUCGGCUUCGGGAAUGGCGUCAGCAUCCCCAGCCAGCUGCGAUAUGUUGGAUAUAUCGACAAGUGGGCGAAUCAGAUGGAGAAGCAGUACGUCGAGCGACCGGUUGAGAUCCUGGAGGUGCACAUCUGGGGUCUGAAGGACGGGGUUAAGGUUGCCGUGGAGGGGUAUGUGGAUGAAGGGAAGAAGAUCAAAUGUUUCCAUCUCUUCCGUCGGAACGAGCGCACUAUCAUCGAAGACGGGAAGGAGAACAUGUCCGGCGAGUUCAAGAAGGCCGCGCCAGAGACCCCAAUCUCCACAACAACCCCAUCCUCCGCAACCUGUUCAUCAUCGGAUGUAUCCGCUCCGUCGCGAAGCUCGACACUCACGCCCGGCACCGUCCCAGCAAUGAUAUUCAGACCUCACAAGCCCAUCAUCGUACCCAGCUCCGACGUGAAUAUUGACUUCGAGCGCCGCAGCAAAGCCUCCUACACCGGCUUUGCGAUGGUCACCUCGGUCGCGCACGUCUGGUUCAAUCCGUAUUUCGAAGGCGGCGCGGAUCAUGACUCCGGCGUCUUUGAGAUAGAGUGGGACGCCAUGGAUGGGAUCAAGGGCAGUGCGAGGAAGGGGAUUCGCGCGUUGGACAAGCUCAAGGUCGUAUGGCGGUAUCCGCCGCCAGAGUCUGUCCCUGACAAAGGCAAAGGCAAGGCCAAGGAAGAGGUAUCUGCAGAGGGGAGACCGAUCAGCGAGCCGAAGCCCGGGGAUCCCAUUCAUGAAAGCGGGCCGGCUGAUUGGCGUGGGCUCUCGAAGAACGAGAAGGAGAACCGGCAAUCUUCGGAGACGCCGUCGCAGAAAAGUACUGCGGCAAGUGUCUCGGAUAAGACUAAGGAGUUGGGACAUGUGCUGGAGAAGGGGCUUGGACUUCGAAAACAGACGGAUGAUAGUAAAGAUGUGAGUCUUGCUGGGAGUGAUGAGGAUACGAUCGUCAUGACGGAUGAGGAGGGGAGAACGAUCAGAGUGAGGAGUGAGGAGGGUAAUGGAGACUUGGAGGGGGUGAAGACGAAUUAUGAGCAGAAUGGAGGGAGUAAGAAGGAUCAAAGUACGAAGUAG
This is a messenger RNA of Penicillium soppii, 1590 nucleotides long. RefSeq names its product putative phosphatidylinositol-3,4,5-trisphosphate 3-phosphatase. Bases 1 to 1590 code for a protein of 529 amino acids. NCBI's taxonomy places the organism in Eukaryota, Fungi, Ascomycota, Eurotiomycetes, Eurotiales, Aspergillaceae. Gene Ontology annotation, biological process: protein dephosphorylation; cell motility; phosphatidylinositol dephosphorylation. The record is from RefSeq and is a predicted model, not a curated record. Gene Ontology annotation, cellular component: cell projection; cytosol; plasma membrane. Gene Ontology annotation, molecular function: protein tyrosine phosphatase activity; protein tyrosine/serine/threonine phosphatase activity; phosphatidylinositol-3,4,5-trisphosphate 3-phosphatase activity. The transcript has 3 exons.